This is a messenger RNA of Maniola jurtina (meadow brown), 2999 nucleotides long. RefSeq names its product probable cytochrome P450 49a1 (gene Cyp49a1). The transcript has 7 exons. NCBI's taxonomy places the organism in Eukaryota, Metazoa, Arthropoda, Insecta, Lepidoptera, Nymphalidae. The coding region runs from base 1269 to 2813 and encodes 514 amino acids. Gene Ontology annotation, molecular function: heme binding; monooxygenase activity; iron ion binding. The record is from RefSeq and is a predicted model, not a curated record.
CACACAAAGUGGUGUAGUAAAUCGCAAUCGCUCGUGGUUGGAUAAUGUAUUCAUGGAGGAAAUGCUCUGGUGCAAUCAGACGUUAUUAAACCGAAGAUGAGAGGAUAAGAGAACAGAGAGUUCCUUAUGAGUCUGCAACUGCAUCCGGCGACCGAGUUUCCGAUGCAAAAGGACUAUUCCUAUCAUGUUUCAGAUUUUGCAGGAUAACAAAAUUAUACCGUGAGACUACAUAAAAACCACAUUACAUAAUAUGUCUUAAUAUUGAGUGUGAAGUCUAAAUAAAUGUUACAACUUGCUUCUGUUUUACAGUGCCAAUAUAAACAGUAAAUAUUGUCCGUGGCUUAUUUAGCGCAUGACGAAACUGAAAUCUGCAAAUUUGAACGAUGCGUUUUCUUCAUUAGAUGAAAUCUGACUUCCUCUGGCGCCUCUGAAAUCUGAACUGCUGCAACAAAUAAGGCUUAAAGGGAACGAUUGCGGAAGAAGUGCAAAUAUGGUACGAAUGUGUUCCCAAAGGCCGGACGAGUCAAUCGGCGCGAGCGCACCGCACCCAACUCCCAUUGAGGGAACCACUAAUUGGACACAUCACAUUUAUCUGUGACGUCAUUUUAUUCAAUUGGCAACUGAGCAGCACGAAUAUGAGCGAGCUACGAGCACACCUAUCUUAGCUCAAAGAUAAACACGCCUUAUUUGAAGAUUUACUUACAGUUUCAGCGGAUGAGUUACAACUAUUAACAUACACAUACUAAUAAACCCUACCAGUAAACUAUUGCAUGCAGUGGAAGGGACGAUUUGUAAUAUCCCAUGCUAAAUAUCUAUGCGAAAGUUAAGACACUUAAGUCUUCCAAAUAAUAAACAAUAGGGCAUGUAACAACCAUUAUCGAGUUGUAAUGUAACGUUUCUAAUGUAGCAAAAUACAAAAACACUGUACUGAAUAAGGAAGGAAAAUUUGAAUUACCUCUACUAUUAAAAAGAUUAAUUUUAAGGUCAAUGUUUAAAAUACUGGAAUUAUACAUAAUUCAUAAUAAUGUAAAGAAACAUGCUUAUACGUAACACAAUACAUAGUAGGCAAUUGUUAUUAAAUAUACACUACGAGUAUGUUCUGAGCCAAUGGGUAAUAGGAGCAAAGGAAAUUAAUAAGUUGUACCUAUUGUUCAAACUGUACCUACUUGGACAGGUAUUACGAAAUUGCUGAAAACGUAACGUGGUCGCCCCACUUCCUUCACGCUACAUCUCCAGGGGCUGGAAGGACCAUCAGUAUUGUGCACGCGAUGACAAGUGCAAGGUGUUUCGCGACCAUUCCAGGCCCUAGGCCACUUCCUUUACUAGGGAACUCCUGGCGUUUUGCUAUCGGACAAAAGCCAUGGAGGACGCGUAAUUUGGACAUCACGUUAUGGAAUUUAAGGGCAUUAGCAGGCGCGGGUGGCGCUGCUAAAGUUGCUAAGCUAUUUGGACAUCCCGAUUUAGUAUUCCCAUUUUGUGCCGAGGAGACCGCGAAAAUUUACAGGCGCGAAGAUGCUAUGCCAUACAGAGCAGUCGCACCAUGCCUCAGGCAUUACAAACAGGAAUUACGAAAGGAUUUUUUUGGCAAUGAACCUGGACUAAUAGGCGUGCACGGCAUGCCAUGGUCAAAGUUUCGGUCUAAAGUGUCCAAAGCUCUUGUGGCACCAGAAGCGGCGAGGGCUGCUGUACCAUCGCUUGACGGCGUUGCUAUAGACUUUCUUGACAGGAUGGAGAACAUUGUAGACGAGAACAGGGAAAUGCCAAAUGAUUUUCUGAUGGAAUUAUACAAAUGGGCUCUGGAAUCUGUAGGUGCCUGGGCUUUAGGAACAAGACUAGGAUGUUUGAAAGAGCACGAUGCAGAUGCCAAGGAAAUAAUUAAAAGUAUUCACGGAUUUUUCCAUAGCGUUCCCGAACUUGAACUAUCAGCUCCCUUGUGGAGACUUUAUUCAACUCCAGCUUACAAAAACUAUAUCAAUGCAUUAGAUUCCUUUAGAAGUCUGUGUUUGAAGAGACUAACUGACAAAGGAGUUUGCGCUGAAAUAGCCAAAAAAUCCGGAGAAAAGGUUGCAACUAUAUUAGCUUUAGACUUGUUGCUAGUGGGAGUUGAUACUACUGCAGCGGCUGCGGCAAGCACUAUGUAUUUACUGGCGAAAAAUUCAAGAGCACAACAAAAGUUGCAAAAGGAACUGGACGAAAAUCUUCCUGUUGGCAGAAGUCUUAAUAGCAAGGAUCUGGAUAAGUUGCCAUAUUUGCGAGCUUGUAUCAAAGAAGCCUUGCGUAUCAAACCAGUAAUCUUGGGCAAUGGACGCUCAAUACAAUCAGAUGCGAUUAUAUCAGGAUAUCAAGUACCUAAAGGGUCACACGUCGUCUUUCCACACUACAUCAUGUCAAACGAAGAGAGAUACUUUCCAUCGCCACACGAAUAUGUUCCAGAACGUUGGAUGAGAGACAAUAGCAACGUUAUUGGAGAGGAGGAAUUUGCCAAACAGUUUGCCAAAGACUGUGAUCACACUAUGCAAAUACGGGGGAAACCAAACGGACCGAUCUGCGAACAUGCAAAGGCAUUGUCUGUGUGGAGCAAGCAAAAGGAAAUUGGAAUUCAUCCGUUUGCAUCUCUACCAUUCGGAUUCGGACGCCGAAUGUGUAUUGGGAAGAGAUUCGCUGAAGCGGAGCUGCAGCUUUUGUUAGCUAAGGUAUUCUACAAAUAUAACGUGACUUGGAGGCAUGGAGAGCUAACUUAUAGCGUGACACCGACUUAUGUGCCAAAUGAACCAUUGAAGUUUACACUUCAUUCGAGAAAACAGACCGAUUAACAUAGAUUAACUUAACGCUCAUACACACUAAGACAAAAAAAAAGUCCUCAGUAGUUUGAGCUCUUACGAGUAUUCAUUAGUGUCUUGUAAAUUAUGUUUGUAGCUACUUAGUGUUGUAAAGUUAUGUACCAAAUAGCCAAAUACAAUUGCUUACUUAAAAUUUCAAUAAAUUAAGUAAUUAUUAGA